AUGAAUAAAUUGGUUGCAGUUCAGAGAGUGCCUCGUGCUCUCUACAGCACUGAGAUUACUCAAGAUUUCUUAAAGGAUCUAUUAGAUAGAGCCAAAAAAGCUACUACUUUACGAAGUACUACACCAACUAAGCAUGUAAAUAAUUCUAAUAAACAAUUUACCAAGGGGCUAAAACACGGCAAAAAGAAAUUUACUGCUCCAAAGAGGUCAAGACAAAAUUUUAAAAACAAUAAUAACAAUAUUAAAAAUACUAAUUUAGACUUUCAUCCUAUGACUUCUAAAGUAACUAAAGAGACAAUUUCGACUAAUUUACCCAAACAACCACAAUUUCAAAAGACUAGUAGACAGAUUGAAGGCAUGGAUACCGACUUACUUGAUGUGCUAGAUAAUACAGAAAAGGGUAAAAUUUCUUCAACGACACCUACGGAAGAAAAGUUAAAAUUACAAUCUAACAGAAACAGAAACUCUAACAAUAGAAAUAAAAAUAAAAACAGAAAUAGAAAUACAAAUAAAUUUGACCAGCCUUCUGGGUUUAUAUAUAGAAAACCCAUCUCUCCAACAUUGAAUAAAAGUUUGGUUAAAUCACAGACUGUUCCUAAAACUUUUCAAUUAAAUCCAAUCAAUCCAAAUAGUUUGUUCAAAUUCUAUCCAUCCUUAAAUGUUAGUACAAAGACAAGAUGGAUUAACUUCAUCUUGAAUUCAAUGAAUGAAGCUAAUUUCCCAUUGUAUCGUGAACCAAAUAUCUCAUACGCUAAACUAAUUAAAGAUCAAAUCGAGGGACCAAUUAAACCAAAUCACAUCUUUACUGUAAAGACACCAGGCUUUGGUAAAUAUAUUUAUGAGAAUUCAUAUUCGGUUAAAUUAGAAAGAGAACCCCAAGUGGAAAAUAUAAAUGUCACUCUUAACAAAGAUAAAUUCAGUGAAAUAGUUCUAGGGAAAUACGAGUCGAUAGCAACUGAAAUAGAUUCCUCUUUUGAUAAUCAUGAGACAAGAGUGAAAUUAAGUUUACAACAAUGUGCAGGCUUAUCAAAUACUGAUAAAAAAUGGUUAUAUGAAGUUUGCUCUGGUUCUAUUCCAUUGACUCAAAUUAGUAAAUGA
Arxiozyma heterogenica is the source of this 1098-nucleotide messenger RNA. RefSeq names its product mitochondrial 37S ribosomal protein mS46 RSM28 (gene RSM28). Lineage: Eukaryota; Fungi; Ascomycota; Saccharomycetes; Saccharomycetales; Saccharomycetaceae. The transcript has a single exon. The coding region runs from base 1 to 1098 and encodes 365 amino acids. The record is from RefSeq and is a predicted model, not a curated record.